Oncorhynchus kisutch (coho salmon) is the source of this 1369-nucleotide messenger RNA. It is a transcript of the gene spaca6, whose product is annotated as sperm acrosome associated 6. Bases 199 to 732 code for a protein of 177 amino acids. The transcript has 7 exons. Gene Ontology annotation, biological process: fusion of sperm to egg plasma membrane involved in single fertilization. The record is from RefSeq and is a predicted model, not a curated record. Lineage: Eukaryota; Metazoa; Chordata; Actinopteri; Salmoniformes; Salmonidae.
CCAUCAGACACAGUGUAUGACGAGAGGUUACUGACAGCUGCAGACAAUUUCAUUGCGGCUGCCUUCAAACUGCCUAGAGCUUCUGGAUGUUUCCCUCCAUGUGGUUUUCAGACUUCUGGUUAUGUCUACAACUGUAUCACCUGUCAGUAUGACUCCUGUGAGUUCCCACUUGACUGUCCAACAAAGAACAUCACAGUCAUGGAGACCAACCGGACACAGAUGAGGUGUGACGUCCCCUUUCCCCUGCCUUAUGAAAUGAAAGUGGUCUGGAGGUUUGCAGAGGAGAUCAGGACCCAGCAGGUGGAUCAGUUUGAGGAGGUGACAGUAGGGAUAGACCGGCUCUACUCUAUCCCCUCAGCUGGUCUGCGACACCAGGGUACAUACCAGUGUGAGAUCUACUCUGACCAGCGCUCCUUAGUCAGACUUUACUACCACCUCAUAGUCAUCCCCCAGGUGGUUGUAGGCCACAGUGAGCUGCAGGAGAUAUUUGAUCUGUCACUGCUUCCAGGGGGCCAAAUUGUCCCUGUGCCUGGUGGAUGGUCUCUUGCCCUCCUCCGUCUCCCCCCUCCCUCUCUCCUCACAGCCUGUCUGACUUCUCUGCUGCUGCUGCUCUUCCUCUCCCUGGGGAUUCUGCACUGGUGGUCGAUAAAGAAAGAGAAGAGUGAUGUGGAGCAAGCUGAAGACGAUCCAGAUUCAAGGUGCCCAGUGCGGGAGAUUUAUCUACUGCAAUAAAAACGAGCAAUCGGUCUUUAGCUGGUUUCACCACUAGAGGGCGAUAAGCACAUGUUAAUAUCUGUAACUUCAGUGCUUUAAGGCAGGAGUCAUUAUGAUCGGUUGCCUUUACCUUCCGGAUGUAAGACAUUAUUUGUUAUAAUGACAAUGAUUAGGCUACUAUUAUCACCACAUACUGUGGCAUGGUGAGACCAGGGAAUGCUUAAUGGGACAGAUUCAACACAUUUUUACUUGUUCAAAGACUCCUACUGUUAUGACAGAUUCGAUGUGAUACAUAAUGUGGCGUUUUUAAUGAAGAAAUCCUCAAACCUCAACCCUAACCUAGCCUCAACCCUUACCAUAACCCUAGCUUCAUUUCCACAUCCCGGCUCAAACCUAACCCUCAACCCUAACCCUCAACCCUAACCCUCAACCCUAACCCUAACCCUAACCCUAACCCUAACAAAAAAUAAUUAUAUUAACUGAUCAUUAACUGUGACAGACAGAUGGAUUAAAACUAUUGUAUGAAUUAACCCCUUCAUUGGUUGAAAAAGAUAGAUCUAAAGAAUGGUUUAAGCGAUUUCGAAAAUACAAAGUAAUCUAUUGUAUUGUGUUUAAUAUAAAACUUUAUUUUGCCCUGGUGAGGCAGACAAAGUUA